Molecule: messenger RNA, 1999 nt
Organism: Mugil cephalus (flathead mullet)
Lineage: Eukaryota; Metazoa; Chordata; Actinopteri; Mugiliformes; Mugilidae
Product: solute carrier family 2, facilitated glucose transporter member 11-like
Exons: 13
Coding region: 11-1477 (488 amino acids)
Biological process (GO): monosaccharide transmembrane transport
Cellular component (GO): membrane
Molecular function (GO): hexose transmembrane transporter activity
Source: RefSeq, a predicted model, not a curated record
UGCAUCCGAAAUGCUGCAGUACUGGAGGCUUUACCUGCUCUCACUGGUGUUGGGGAUCGGGGGAUCGUUUCAGUAUGGCAUUCAAGUUUCUCUCAUCGCUUCACCAGCACAGCAUGUCCAGAGUUUUGUCAACUACACAUGGAUGUUGAGGUACGCCGCUCCAGUGGACGAUUCUACCAACCAGCUCAUCUGGUCCUUCAUCGUGGCCGUGCUAAGUCUGGGAGCCUGGGCUGGGGCCAUUCACAGCGGCAGCCUCCCGGUCAGAUAUGGCCGGAAAAAAGCUCUUCUGAUCAACAACGUUGUGGCGAUGGUCGCUGCCUUGCUCAUGGUCUUCAGUCGCAUGGCCAGGUCUUUUGAGAUGAUCUUGCUGGGAAGAUUUCUCUACGGAUACAAUGUUGGUCUCGGCCUCAGUGUCCACCUCAUGUACCUCGGGGAGAGUUCUCCAAAGAAACUAAGAGGUUUCAUGACGCUCACAAGCUCGAUCUUCAUCGGCUUCGGGAAAGUCGUGGGUCAGAUAAUUGGCAUCAAGGAGAUACUGGGAACAGAGGAAAUGUGGCCAUAUCUCUUAGCUGUCAGUGGUAUUCCCGCCAUCCUGCAGUUUGUGAUGCUGCUUUUCUUCCCUGAGGCACCUCGAUAUCUUUACAUUGAUAAAGGAGAUGCAGACGGCAGCGUAAAGGCAUUACAGUGGCUGUGGCAGGAGGACGACUUAAAGCAGGAGCUGGACGACAUGAGGAAAGAGAGGGAGAGCACACAGGGAGAGAAGGCCAAGAGCGUGAAGGAUGUGCUCAGCUCUCGCUGCGUGAGGUGGCAGCUCCUGACCCUCGCCAUCCCCUGCGCUGGUGUUCAGUUUUGUGGCAUCAAUGCUCUGUACUUCUACGCCUUUGACAUCUUCCGUGAGUCGGGAGUGCCAGAGAACCAGAUGCAUUACUUGGCAAUUGGUAUUGGAGCAACAGAGCUCAUCACCAUAACACUGUGUUCGUUCUUGAUCGACCGCGCUGGCAGAAAGAAGUUGAUGGGCUAUGGCUAUUUACUGAUGGGCAUCACCAUGUGUGUGCUGACUGUCAUGCUGUCCGUCAAGGAUCUGAAUUCAUGGAUCCCGUAUGUGAACAUCGCCCUGAUCUUUUGUGUCAUUUGCAUCUAUGGGCUCGGACCGUCUGGAGUGUCCAUGGCUUUACCUGCUGACCUCUUCCUACAAGCCUGGCGUCCUUCUGCUUACGUGAUCAGCGGGACCAUCAACUGGCUCGGCAUGUUCCUCGUUGGCAUGUUGUUCGGUUACGUGGUGGAUGGACUCGGGCAAUUCUGCUUCCUGAUUUUUGUGGUUUACUCAUUUUUCAGUGCAGCUUUCAUGAUGUAUUUUGUCCCAGAGACCAAAGGAAAGACGAUGGUGGAGAUCAUGGAGGACUUCAACAAACUGAACUUCAAGGACAGGGGAGACAACAUCAAAAAGAUAGAAAAUGCCCUGGAAACUCAAUUCUAACUGCUUCAGUUUUUUUUUUCUGCUGCUAUUUUCUUCCUAAACAUAUAUAACUCAUAGAACAAUCUCAAAUUUUCUGUUGUGUUUCAGUUUCUGACUUUACAGUUAAAAUUAUAUGUAGCUGAUGUGAACUAUUUUUACUGUAUUAUUUUAACCAAAAAGAAGUAAAAACUUGUGAUGAUAUUAAUGGGUGUAAUGACAGUAUUUGAAAGAUUGUUAUUCUUGGGUUGGGUCUUUGUGCUGCCUAUGGUUCAAGAUCCGUUCUGAAUGUCCUUUUCCGUUACAGCUUUUUUCCCCAAUAUCUAACCAAUAACAUAAUAAUAUCUAACCAAUCUUUCUCAAAAUUUAGAUUAAAACUAGAUUUAGAAAUUCAUUUUGUUGUUGUUGUUGUUGUUUUCUGGAUUUGCAGCAUAUCAUGAAAAUAUCAUGAAAUUGUGAACUUUAAACUAAACAGACAAACCUCUGUUACUCAUACUACUUUAAAAUGUGUUUUAUGGUGAGUUUAAAUAAAACUUUUGGACUUGG